AUGGGAGUGGGCGUGCGAAGCAUCGGCCCUUCUACUGUUGCCUUGGCUGCCUCCUCCCUGCCCGCGUCCACUCACACCCUAAACAUACCCUCCACGUCAGUAUCAACCGCUCACCCAUCAACCCCCACACCCAUCAACCCCCACACCCAUCAACCCCCACACCCAUCAACCCCCACACCCAUCAACCCCCACACCCAUCAACCCCCACACCCAUCAACCCCCAAACCCAUCAACCCCCACACCCAUCAAACCCCGCACCCAUCAACCCCCAAACCCAUCAACCCCCGCACCCAUCAACCCCCAAACCCAUCAACCCCCACACCCAUCAACCCCAACACCCAUCAAACCCCGCACCCAUCAAACCCCGCACCCAUCAAACCCCGCACCCAUCAAACCCCGCACCCAUCAACCCCCGCACCCAUCAACCCCCGCACCCAUCAAACCCCGCACCCAUCAACCCCCACCUGCGGCAACCCUCACUCGCCUCCCUCACCCACUCCCACCACCGCAGACUCGCAUCCCCACCUCUCUCCCUGCUCUCACCUGCAGCCCGCCCUUGUGGAUGAGCAGCGCCUGCAGCUGCAGCAGCACGUUGGGCACGAGGUUGCCAUAGUCGUCGUACGAACACGGCAGGUCCUCCGGGGCCUCCCCGAACACACCCACCGCUAUCUUGCUGUGCACGCCAGGUGGGGGCAGGGAGAGGACGGGGGAGGAGGGGGGGAAGGGAGAGGUGGGGGAGGGAGAGGAGGGGGAGAGAGGGGGGGGAGGUUUCCACAGUCGUCGUAUGAACACGGCAGGUCCUCCGAGGCCCACCGCUAUCUUGCUGCCAGCGCAGAGAGUUGGGGAGGGAAAGGGGGAGGGAAAGGGGGAGGGAAAGGUGUUGUAAAUCAACCCUCCCUCCCGCCGCCACGCCUCAACCUGCCCGCCGACACGACCGACCUGCGCGCCGACGCGGAUGACCAGCGCGGCGACGCGGACGACCAGCGCGGCGACGCGGACGACCUGCGCGCCGCCACGGACGGACAGUGCGCGGUCGCUGACGACCUACGCGCCGACGCGGACGGCCAGCGCACGACCGCCGACGACCCGCGCGUCGACGCGGACGGCCAGCGCGCGACCGCCAACGACCCGCGCGCUGACGUGGACGGCCAGCACGCAACCGCCGACGACCCGCGCGCCGAGGCGGACGGCCACGUGGAAGCUGCCAUCCGUGCCUACCGCACCACACUCAACGACCACCUUCGCCGUCAACUACGCUAUGAGGACGACAAGCGCACCUAUGACGAAGCUGCUGCCCGCCACCGCGAAUACCAAGCCCGCCUCACCACGUAUACCACACGCCUCGCCACCUACACCACCGACAUCGCUGCGUGGCGCAUUGCUGAUCGUCGAGCUCUCGCCAUCCUCCUCGCCACUAUCCCCUCCUCCCUCAAGCGAGAGCUUUCACCCUCCUCCUCCUCCCACCUGUGGCAACUGCUUGUCGACCUCUUUGACAGGCAGGACAUCGCCACCCUCUAUGCCCUCAUCAAGGAAUUCGGAUCCAUCACCAUGGAUUCCACCGCCGGCGCAGCCGCCUUCACUCGCCGCGUCCUUGACCUUGCUCGCCGCCUUGCAGCACUUGGUGUUACCUACCCUGACACCGUCAUCUGCUGCCACCUCCUCGAGGGUUGCCCAAUGGAUUAUCACCACUGA
Molecule: messenger RNA, 1692 nt
Organism: Closterium sp. NIES-65
Lineage: Eukaryota; Viridiplantae; Streptophyta; Zygnematophyceae; Desmidiales; Closteriaceae
Source: the annotation of a GenBank genome assembly